This is a messenger RNA of Coccinella septempunctata (seven-spotted ladybird), 1053 nucleotides long. RefSeq names its product cleavage and polyadenylation specificity factor subunit 5 (gene Cpsf5). Gene Ontology annotation, cellular component: mRNA cleavage factor complex. Lineage: Eukaryota; Metazoa; Arthropoda; Insecta; Coleoptera; Coccinellidae. The transcript has 5 exons. Bases 120 to 866 code for a protein of 248 amino acids. Gene Ontology annotation, molecular function: mRNA binding. The record is from RefSeq and is a predicted model, not a curated record.
UCUAUGAAUCGGUUGGCGUUAGUACAGUUGUCGGUUUGUUAUAUUUCAUAUUUCCAAUAUUUUCAAAUUUCAGUAGGAUUGGAAUCUGCUGAAAAUUACAUAUUUAAUCAAAUUCCGAAAUGGCAAUGACUUCGUCUCAAGUGAAAGCACAAAAAACUGUGGGCGGUCUCACUGCUGGAUCAGGUUGGCCUCGGAGAGGAGGUCCUGUUGGUACAGCGACAGCCGUAGCUGCUGCGGCCCCAACAUUCGAAACUAAAUAUCCCAUUCCACAGGCUACGAUAUAUAGGACCAUCAAUUUGUAUCCCUUGACAAACUAUACUUUUGGAACCAAGGAAGCUUUAUUUGAAAAAGAUCCGAGUGUUCCUGCAAGAUUCCAAAGGAUGAGAGAUGAAUUUGAAAAGAUUGGGAUGAGACGAAGCGUAGAAGGUGUUCUGCUAGUUCACGAGCAUGGGUUACCCCACGUUCUAUUAUUACAAUUAGGGACAACAUUUUUCAAAUUACCUGGGGGUGAAUUGAACCCCGGUGAGGAUGAGGUUGAAGGUUUGAAACGAUUAUUGACAGAGACCUUGGGAAGACAAGAUGGAGUAAAGCAAGACUGGGUAGUCGAGGAUAUUAUUGGAAAUUGGUGGAGACCUAACUUCGAGCCUCCGCAAUAUCCUUACACUCCCCCUCAUAUCACUAAACCUAAGGAGCAUAAACGAUUAUUCCUUGUGCAACUCCAAGAGAAGGCCCUUCUAGCUGUUCCAAAAAAUUAUAAACUAGUUGCAGCUCCAUUAUUUGAGUUAUAUGAUAAUUCCCAAGGCUAUGGACCCAUCAUAUCGUCACUACCUCAAGCUUUAUGCAGGUUUCAAUUCAUUUACAUGUGAUUUGAGAGAAGGGAUAACGUGCGACAUCUGUAAACAACCAUUCCACUAUGGGAAUACUUCGUUUUUAAUGAUUGAUUUGCACUUUUCUGUAAAUAUGUAUUGCUGUUUGUAUGUAAAAUAGUACGCUUCGAACUAACUUCGAUAAAAUGUAGACUUAAGAAUAUCUCUGAGAACUAUUUGUGUGAAA